GCAUACCAAGCAGACAAAUUCAGCACCAUGGCCGAGCAUUUAAAGGCUGCGUGGUGCCCACCUGGUAUCAGGCCCUUUGCUAAGACACAGAUCGUCUUAUGAUCACAGAUCAAAUUACUAUAGCAUUCUGUCCGUCUGGUGACCGUUUGAUCUACUUCUAAAAAGGCAUGACCUUUCACCCGGAUUCUCUUCCAGACUUGACUGGGAAGGUAUAUCUUGUGACUGGAGGAAACUCUGGCAUUGGCUACUACACUGUCGCCCGGCUUGCAGAGCAUGGAGCACACGUCUAUCUGUGUGCUCGCUCCAUUGAGCGAGGCUCUACUGCCGUCACGGGUAUCCAAACACUAUAUCCGCAAGCUAAAGUGACACUGCUACAGAUGGACCACCUCGAUCUGUCUAGUGUUGUGUCCGCAGCCAAGGAAUUCCUUUCGAGAGAGACUGUCCUUCACGGUCUAGUAAAUAACGCUGGCAUUAUGGCGACUCCCUUUGAGCUAAGCAAGGACGGACAUGAAGCACAGUGGCAAACCAAUUACCUCGCUCACUGGGUUUUAACCUCGCAUCUCUUACCCCUUAUGCUUCGGACUUCACGAACUCUACCACGAGGCAGCGUCCGCAUCGUGAACGUAUCCUCAUCGGGGCAUUAUUUUGCGCCAAAGGUUGGUAUCAACUUUGAAGACACCUCUCUCCGUGAUGCCAACGGAAUGACUCGCUAUGGCCAAUCCAAACUCGCCAAUGCUUUGCAUAUUAAAACGUUGCACAAGUUGUAUGGUCCAGGUUCACCUAGUGCUGUGUCCGGACAAGGCGAGAUCUGGUCUUCGAUUGUCCAUCCCGGUUUGGUAGAGAGUCAGCUUGGCCAGCAUGCGGGUUUCCCAACAUUCAUAAAGGUGCUUGCCGAUUUGUAUGGAAAACUGGGAGGGCGCGUGAAUGCUGACAAGGGCUCAUGGACAAGUGUAUUUUGCGUGGCGAGUCCCGAGAUGAAACCAGAACAGAGUGGAGUGUAUUUCCAAAGGAUUGCGGAGAUUGGAUGGCAAAGUAAGCAGGCCAGAGAUUCAACACUGGCUGCUAAGCUGGAAGACUGGACAAAGGCUGAAAUGGAGAAGAAAGGUUGGCUCAAAUGA
This is a messenger RNA of Talaromyces stipitatus ATCC 10500, 1118 nucleotides long. Its product is annotated as carbonyl reductase, putative. Lineage: Eukaryota; Fungi; Ascomycota; Eurotiomycetes; Eurotiales; Trichocomaceae. The transcript has 2 exons. The coding region runs from base 168 to 1118 and encodes 316 amino acids. The record is from RefSeq and is a predicted model, not a curated record.